GAAAGAUCACAAUGUUGCUAAUCUUAAUUGCUUGUGUUGUUCUACUGACACUCGUUUAUCUCGAAGUACAACGCGUCAGAUUAAAUAAUCGCUUCAAGCAUGUAGCGGGACCGAGUCAGUUGCCGAUCAUUGGAAGUGUUUAUUCCAUUCGACCCAACAAUUUGACGGAUUUUAAGGCAGUUUUUGAUGAUUUGGCGGUUGAUCCGGUGGCGAAAUUUAUUUUCGGCGGAAGUUUGUUACUUUUGGUGACAGAUCCAGUCGUUUUGUCGCAAAUUUUGCCAUCGAAAUCGUUUUUGGAGAGACCGUAUUUUUUUGAUUUUUUUGAAUAUCCAACGGCGAUGCUUAGUGCGAAAUUCAAACUUUGGAAACCGAUGCGAAAACAAACAAAUUUAGCAUUUAAUCAACGCCAAAUUAACAGUAUGUUCCCCGUUUUCAACAAACAUGUCAAUAUUCUACUACAAAGGAUCGCUGCCAAAGUAGAUGGUCCCACGUUCGACAUAAAUCAACUAACUUUACGAAUGGGAAGUGCUCAAGUGAUGGAAAAUCUCAUGGGUUACGCAGACAUUCAAGAAGAAAUCGAUACUGACUUGUUUGAAUUGUACGAGGAUCAAGUGACGGAACGAAUGGUGAAUCCUUUGUACCAACCAUGGGUUGUUUAUCGCACUUCUUACAUGUACCAGAUACAAGAUAAAGGCAGAAAGGCUUUACAUGAGUUCUUCGGACGUGUUGUUGACCGUAAAAUGAACGAAAUAAAAAAGAUUGGAAAGGAACCCGAUGGAAAAUUAUUCCUUGAUGAGAUGUUUAGAUUCGAACAUGAAGGGAAAAAAUUAAGUUACAUCGAGUUGGUUGAAAAUAUUGGCUUGAUGUUCUUAGCGGCGUACGAAACAUCAGCAAUUACAAUUUCUUAUGCUUGUUUAAUGCUUGCGAUGCAUCCCGAAAUCGAUGAGAAAUUAUUCGCAGAGAUUCAGGAAAAUUAUAAAAUUGGAGAGGAUAUUGACUUUGAUAUGUUGAAGAAUUUUCCGUAUUUAGACAUGGUGGUUAAAGAAACGCUUAGACAUUUUCCAGCUGUGGCGAUGAGUGCCCGACAAGGCAUGGAGGAUUGUAAUAUCGAACCUCUCGGCGUUCUACCAAAAGGCACAAUAAUUGUCCUAAACUUCUGGAAAUUGCAUCGAUGGCCCCAAUUUUGGGGUCCUAACGUGGAAAAAUUUUAUCCCGAUCACUUUUUACCUGAAAACGCAGCUCAACGUCAUCCUUACGCUUAUUUGCCGUUCAGUGGCGGACCCAGAAAUUGCGUCGGGAUGAAUUAUGCCUUACAAACUAUCAAAGUAGCUCUCAUCAAAAUUCUAGCAGAAUAUCGUUUUACCACGAAACUCAAAAUGGAAGAUCUUAAUUUCAAAAUUAGCGUCACAUUGAAAUUAGCAAACAGACACAUGGUUCAAGUACACCGAAGAUAACUCAUAA
Messenger RNA from Culicoides brevitarsis, 1461 nucleotides. RefSeq names its product probable cytochrome P450 313a1. Gene Ontology annotation, molecular function: heme binding; iron ion binding; monooxygenase activity. The record is from RefSeq and is a predicted model, not a curated record. The transcript has 4 exons. NCBI's taxonomy places the organism in Eukaryota, Metazoa, Arthropoda, Insecta, Diptera, Ceratopogonidae. The coding region runs from base 12 to 1454 and encodes 480 amino acids.